This is a messenger RNA of Esox lucius (northern pike), 4053 nucleotides long. RefSeq names its product keratin 222 (gene krt222). The transcript is spliced from 10 exons. NCBI's taxonomy places the organism in Eukaryota, Metazoa, Chordata, Actinopteri, Esociformes, Esocidae. The coding region runs from base 1152 to 2804 and encodes 550 amino acids. The record is from RefSeq and is a predicted model, not a curated record.
AGCCAUACAUGUGCCUGGAGCCAGGAGCAUUAAGACUAGACCACAGCUCCAUCUGGGUAUUUUCAUCCAUAUCGGACAAACCAUUUAGAAAUUAUAAAUUUCAGGGUAUCAAAAGUAUUUAGGCAAGUGGCUCCACAGCUGUUUCUUAUUAGGCAGGUGCUCUUUUCAUAAUUUGUACAAGAGAACUCUCAAUAUCUAUUCUUGAUUCUUGGGUUUGUGUUUGCAUUUGGAGUUGUUUGCUGGUUUCUGACUACCAGACCAAAGAAGUGUCAAUGUAAGUGAAGGUUUCCAUCAUGAGGCAGAUCACAAGAGCAUGUAGAAUUCUGAAACAAAGUCAAUUUAACUGGUGAAGAUGAAGAUUAUCUGUUGCAAGACCAGGGUUAAAAAGUGUGAGGAAGCAGCAGCAGGAGGAAUUUGAAAUUGUACAGAAACAUUUGGUUUGCUCAGAUACAACCUAAUACCUCCAAACACAUUGGACAACAUCACAGCAUCAUGCACCCUCACAAACAAGCCAAUGAAAUGUUUCUGCCAAGGGAGGAAUUUAGCGACCCAUGUGACCAAGUACAAAGGUCAGUGUUUAUUACAGACUGUUGGUCUGAGUCAGUGGAUGGACGACACUUUUGCAGUAUUCAAGUGCAGUUUUAUUAGAUAGUGAUGAAUCCGUGACUAAUCACACACAGACACACAAGUACGAACCAAAACACACACACAAACAAAAACAGAGUCCCCUCACAUUGUGUCCCUUAACCUUUCUUCCACAAACAGCUGGUAUUGCCGCCUGUGUAAAAGCCACUCAUUAAUCCUGGAUCAGAAAACACAAUGGGCCUCGGAGCGGCGGUGGUGUAAGCGGCAGUGUGGCCAGAGAGUGAGCACUUUACCACAGUGCUCAGCCCCAAAGCACCGGCACCGGGCAAUGGAAACAAACCGGACGGUACCGCCAGCCCAUCAUGGCAGACCCUAUGACUGCUGACACUUAGCCGGGGAGAUACAAUACGGACGCUAACCCCAGCAAUCCGAUCUGGCACACAGGGACCAUCCCUGACCCCUGACCCCGGGCCCCAGGUGUUAAAUGAACGUCGCGGCACGUCUGGAAUGGGAUGACUAAGACCGACUCCCUCCAGUGACCAAAGAGCCGUUCCGCAGAGAGGGAGAUGGCAGACGCCACGUCGACUCACACAGACACCAUGGACUUGCUGCAGGAUUCUCGGUGGACCAUGCGAGGCCUUAACGGCCGUCUGAAGGGAUUCCUGGAUAAGGUGAAUAUGCUGCAGGAGGCCAACCAGCGUCUUGAAGGCCAUAUAGCAAACUGGGCUCUAAGGAACACACCACACCCACAGGAGAGGACUGUGGAUGAACUCCGUGCAAAGAUUCGUAAACUGCUGGUGGAGAAUGCAGAGCUGGCGCUGCAGUCAGACCACAUGAAGUCCAUGGCUUCUACAAUCCAGGCCAGGUGUGAGGUGCAGGAGAGGCAGACCAUGCAUCUGGAACAGCAAGUUGCUGCACUGAGGGAGAAAAAGAGGAAGGCGGAGCAUAUCAACAUGCAACUGGAGGGGGACCUUCAGUUCACUGUGACGGAGCUACAGGACAUGCACCAGGACUAUGAGGCAGCCCGGGCUCUGCAGCAACAGCGGGCCGACUCCGGUGAUGCGCUGCUAGUAACGGCCACGGCGGGGGAGGAGGAUGGCACAGCGAUGGAGCUCUCCCAGCUCCUCGACCAAAUCAGGACGCAGUGCGACCGCCUCAGCCUCAGCGGCCCGUGUCAGUCCCCGGGCGACGGACGCUCGGGCCCGUACGCCGGUCCAAAUCAAUCCCCGGGCGCCGCCGCCGGGUCCGGACGAUUCGGAGCUGCACUCGGACCCCAGGCCCGCGGAGGGUCUCUCCCGCAGCUUAAUGCCGAGGAGGCAGCAUGGGCCCAGGUGAACAUCGGCGGGGCGGCCUUGAGGGAGGCGCGGGCGGAGCUGGCCGAGGCCAGGAAGCAGUGGCGUUGCCUGCAGGUGGAGAUCGAGUCCCUUCAUGCCCUGGAGAAAGGUCUGGAGAGUUCCCUCCACCACACGCAGCAGCAGUACUCCAGCCAGCUCCACGACCUGUCGAAGGUCGUCCAGGGCCUGGAGGGCGAGCUGCAGGAGGUCAGGCAUGGCCUGGCCACGCAGAGGGAGCGCCACGGACAGCUUCUCAACACCAAGAUGAGGCUGGAGCGAGAGAUCGCCACCUACAGGCGCCUGCUGGAGCGCGAGGAGGGCAGGUACCCUGGCGGGAGUAGCAGACUGGGGCUUCGACCCUGGAGGGGCUCCAUAGGAGAAACAUUACCCGCGGGGCCAGUGCCAAAGGAGAAUGGAGUGGAGGAGGACAGUCUCACCGAGCUCGCCGUGACCCCAGAGGAAACGCUGUCCGAACCCCUGCCUGAGAGACCCUAUUCCGGCUUUAAGAAUGGGCCAAAGAAAAGCCCCGGCCUGGUGCUUCGGAGGCAACAGAGCCUGGUCGUUUCAACAGAGCAAGAGCGAGACAGUCUGAGGAUCUCCACAGUAAAGACCCAGGAGGUCCUGCAGGGCAACGUGGUGAGGGAGAGCGCAGAGGUCACUGGCACCGUGGAGACUGACAGAAUCGACAAGGUGAUUAAGCAGUGGGAGGGCUCCUUCUUCAAGGGGAAUCCCAAGCUGCGUAAGAAGUCGGUGUCGCUGCGCUUCGACCUGCACAUGGAGGCAGCGGAGGAGGGCAGUGCCCUGGCCAAGCAGGACAACCUGCCGGACGUGGAGGUCCGCCUGGUGAUGAAGAGGUCCCGCAGCAUCCCUACCAUCGCCCAGUGACCCGGCCAGUCGUCCCGGCCACCUUUGACGGUGGGGGGGGGGGGGCAACCGCGGCAAUGGAUUCCGAGUUGUCGAGCCAGCGCGUGCCCCAUCACUGACCCGUGAUAUCAUGGCGGUAUAGUCCUCCCCUACGUUUGACUGUGACGUCGCCAUGAGAACCGCAUUGCAUUGCCCAGAGUGGCGUUUCUGUUAUAACCCAUCAUCAGCACUGUGACAUCAGCAACACUUUGGCAACCUUUGUGACAACAUCACUUUCACACGUCAAAAGCAUCCUUGCAAUGUCUAAUAAAUCACAGAGGGGGGGCGGGUUGUAAUUCAGAAAAACAGAGAAUGGAAUUCCUUCUAGGAAAUAAAAUUGCAUUUCUGUAAAGUAGAAGGCAACAGGUGACGACAUGCCACGGUACAAAAGGUUCACACUGUGGCAAAUCGUACAUCGUACCAGUAUAAAUCUCGGUGGUCACCACAUUUAACGACUGUAUAAUCCAACCAUACUUUAAUAACAACUAACCCUUUAUACGGGUGGUGGGAAAUAUGAACAGGGGAAAAGGAUGAGCUAUGAUAGAGUUGAAUGUGGCAUAAUACUGUGAACAUUCAAAGGGACGUUGUUUUCUUGUCAAUUUGCUGUGUGUACACACUAAUGGACUUGCUAUGCAGUUGUCAAUGAACCUAGCCGUAAAGGAUUGCCUCUGGCUGAAACCUGUACUAUUUGCUUUUUCUUACACUGUAUACAUGAUCUAUAGAUGGAGAAUAUGGCCAAAACAAAGGCAACUAAAAUUGAGAUGUACAUUAUGAAAUCCAAUUGACAUCCCCCAAACUGCUUACUGUGACCCAAACAGCAGUGAGCUUGGCUUCCGAUCUUACCGUCCCUCUUACAUCUGAGAGAUAUAACGUCAUUUAGUCAGAAGGGGGCGGUAUUUGUAAAUAUAUUGAAUGCUUAGGGAUUGUGGUGUCUUAUACAUUAUAUAUGAUGAAAUAUUAUACAAAUAAUAUAUUAGAUUUUUUGCUAUGUUUUUGAGUUGGCGCCAAAGAUUUGAAAAGGAAAUAAAAACAUGUGCAUUGCAGUUGGGUGCCUCUUAUGUAAAAAAAAAAAAGUUUUGGAAGAAAAAAAUCUAUGCAGUUCUUCAUGCGCUUGAUUAGCUCUGCUUUGUGGAGUAACUGGAAAUAGAUUUUAGAGCUCUUUAACUUUAGAAAGAAGCGUCAUGCUUUGAUCUAACAAUUUCUUCAUUUAAAUAAAAAGAUCACAAAUGCU